This is a messenger RNA of Rotaria sordida, 924 nucleotides long. The record is from the annotation of a GenBank genome assembly. Lineage: Eukaryota; Metazoa; Rotifera; Eurotatoria; Philodinida; Philodinidae.
AUGAAUACAAUUUUUCGAAUUGGUAACAUUCGAAAACUUGACAAUAACUGUCCACUUUAUGAAGUCAAACUUAAGCUUACAUCAGACGAUGAUCAAAAACUUCGUCAACUAACUGAUCGUAUACAUAAAGAAGUUGCAGGUUCGACAGGUUGGGAUCAAUUGGGUCAAGUGCUGCUCAAAAUAGGUCAAUUCGACAAGGCCGAAGAAUUGUAUACAGCACUACUUGAACAAACGUUGGACGACAGUGAAAAAGCACAUAUCUAUCAUAUGCUUGGAAUAUUGAAAACAUACCUAGGACAAUGUAGAGAAGCAGCUUCAUUUUACGAAAAGUCUCUUGAAAUCUAUCGAAAAACUCUUGUGGAAGACGAUCCUUCAUUAGCUACUUCGUACAACAACAUCGGUCUGGUGUAUCACAACACGGAUGAUCACUCGAAAGCACUUCAAUUUUACGAAAAAGCGCAUAAAAUCUACGAAGAAUCUCUGCGUUCGGAUGAUCCCGAGUUUGCUAAUUGCUACAACAACAUCGGCGGAGUGUAUAAAGAUAUGGGUAACUACUCGAAAGCACUAGAAUUUUACGAAAAAGCAUUGAAAAUAGAUGAAAAAACUCUACCUUCGAAUCAUCCAGAUUUGGCUAUUUCCUACAGCAACAGCGGUUCAGUGUAUAACAAAAUGGGUAACUAUUCAAAAGCACUUCAAUUUUACGAAAAAGCACUUAAAAUAAGAGAAAAAGCUCUGCCUCCGAAUCAUCUUGAUUUGGCUGAAUCCUACAACAACAUCGGUUUACUAUAUAAAAACAUGGGUGAUCAUGCAAAAACACUCUCAUUCUUGGAAAAAGCACUUGUUAUCUUACAAAAGUCACUUCCAUCUACGCAUUCUCACAUUCAAAAUGUGAAAGCAGCUAUUGAUAAUGUAAAAAAGAUGUAA